AUGUCAACACCAAAAGCCCACGUGUCAGCAACAAAGCCCACAAGGAAGCAACAGAGCAACAAAAGCCCACAAGUCAGCAACAAUAGUCCAUAUGUCAGCAACAAAAGCCCACCUGUCAGCAACAAAAGCCCACGUGUGAGCAACAAAAGCCCACGUGUCAGCAACAAAAGCCCAUGUGUCAGCAACAAAAGCCCACGUGUCAGCAACAAAAGCCCAUGUGUCAGCAACAAAGGCCCACCUGUCAGCAACAAAAGCCUACCUGUCACAAACAAAAGCCCACGUGUCAGCAACAAAAGCCCACCUGUCAGCAACAAAAGCCCAUGUGUCAGCAACAAAAACCCACGUGUGAGCAACAAAAGCCCACGUGUCAGCAACAAAAGCCUACGUGUCAGCAACAAAAGCCCACAAGUUAGCAACAAAAGCCCACGUGUCAGCAACAAAAGCUCGCGUGUCAGCAACAAAAGCCCAUGUGUGAGCAACAAAAGCCCACGUGUCAGCAACAAAAGCCCACGUGUCAGCAACAAAAGCCCAUGUGUCAGCAACAAAAGCCCAUGUGUCAGCAACAAAAGCCCACAAGUUAGCAACAAAAGCCCACGUGUGAGCAACAAAAGCCCAUGUGUCAGCAACAAAAGCCCACAAGUUAGCAACAAAAGCCCACGUGUCAGCAACAAAAGCCCACGUGUCAGCAACAAAAGCCCACGUGUCAGCAACAAAAGCCCACAAGUUAGCAACAAAAGCCCACGUGUCAGCAACAAAAGCCCACGUGUGAGCAACAAAAGCCCACGUGUCAGCAACAAAAGCCCACUUAGCAACAAAAGCCCACGUGUCAGCAACAAAAGCCCACGUGUGAGCAACAAAAGCCCACAAGUUAGCAACAAAAGCCCACGUGUCAGCAACAAAAGCCCACGUGUCAGCAACAAAAGCCCACGUGUGAGCAACAAAAGCCCACGUGUCAGCAACAAAAGCCCACGUGUCAGCAACAAAAGCCCACGUGUCAGCAACAAAAGCCCACGUGUCAGCAACAAAAGCCCACGUGUCAGCAACAAAAGCCCACGUGUCAGCAACAAAAGCCCAUGUGUCAGCAACAAAAGCCCACAAGUUAGCAACAAAAGCCCACGUGUGAGCAACAAAAGCCCACGUGUCAGCAACAAAAGCCCACGUGUCAGCAACAAAAGCCCACGUGUCAGCAACAAAAGCCCACGUGUCAGCAACAAAAGCCCACGUGUGAGCAACACAAGCCCACGUGUCAGCAACAAAAGCCCACGUGUCAGCAACAAAAGCCUACUUGAAGAUUACAUUCAAUACAUCAUCCACACACCUUCAAAAACAAAUGAACACCCUCGAAACUGA
This is a messenger RNA of Biomphalaria glabrata, 1350 nucleotides long. RefSeq names its product neuroblast differentiation-associated protein AHNAK-like. Lineage: Eukaryota; Metazoa; Mollusca; Gastropoda; Planorbidae. The coding region runs from base 1 to 1350 and encodes 449 amino acids. The transcript is spliced from 2 exons. The record is from RefSeq and is a predicted model, not a curated record.